GUCGAUAUGAACCUCUGACAGACGGGACGUAAUCUCAAGAAGUAUUCGACAGUCUGUGUUUAUUUUAGUCUAACCCGUUACAAAGACAACAAGCAAAGCCAAAAGAAAACUACUCGAUCGUAACGUCUCGUUCGUAUUGUUUCGUGAGCGCGUAUCCAUAUCCAUCCGUUGUCUUGUUUGUGCCUAGGUAUAGCUACACAAUAAAAGAAGGAAUUCUUCACACUCCGUGUCAUUAAAACACAGAUAAUAUCCGUUGAUCGGUGCCACGCUUACGGAUCACUUCGCACUUCGACUACUCGAAGCAAUGAGUGACGGAGUGACUGCCUGACUGAAUACAAUUUUGAAAAAAUGCAAAUCGUAUUUGACAAGAUCGUCCUCCUCGCCGCGACUGUCAAUUCACAACAAAUCAGCCAACAAUAGCAGCCGUCAUCAUCAGUGUCCGCGCGUUCCCAUCGAUGGUGAUGUGCCGAUGAUAACCAGCCACCAGCCGCCUGCCAGCCUGCCUAUCACAUGGACGGACCUGUCUGUUCCCCCCAAAUCAACAAAUAGCGUUGAAAGUUUAAUUAAUUCGUUGAUCGCGCCUAAUCAUUGAUUGUUGUUGUUGUUUUGGUUUGAAACAAAAAAUUCGUACAAAAAAGUAAAAGUGUCAAAAAAUAGCAACAAUUGCUUCCGACCAUCCGGCUACCUGUUAAUCGAAGAUUGGUGAUGACAUGAAUGUGCCUCAAUGUGAAUGGAUCAAAUAUUGGACUUGAAGUGAUUGAUAUUUUAAUGAGUUGGCAAAAAAAGGAAAAUAAUUAAAAAAAAAAAUUAAAACAAGGUGUUAAAUAAUAAAAGUUGUAAACAAAUUGGGAUAGUGAAACUACUUUCAGACAAUUGGCGAAAUUGAAAAAAAAAAUCAAAUACUAUUUUUAGUGAAAUCAAAAAAAAGUGAUCCCCCAAAAUAGAGUGAAAUAAUUUGUGGCCAUAAAGUGCUAUGCAUCAGACUGUUUACAUGCGUCCACCAACAAAUUCCAAUCUAAUGGGUCCCACGGAAUGCUCCAGCGCCCUGAUGUCCAGCAUGCCAUUUAUGGACAAUGCUGGCCUCACAGCCAACAUUACGGAUUACGGUUGCUACCCCACAACAGAUCAUUGGUCAUCGCCCUAUAUGAGCACCCUCAGUCCAAUGAAACAAAUUGAAGCUUGCAUCCAAACAGCCGGAAGAGAUCGCAGCAGCUAUAAGCCACUUGAAAGUGUUGAAUCGAAAAUAUCCGAUAUUGACACGAAUAGUUCGUGCAGCGGAAAGGAGGACUCUGUCGCCAAUACAACAAAUACCCACUACAAUGACAACAAUAACAACAAUGGAAGCAACAAUAAUAACAACAACAAGAAGGCAUCGGCUAAUAAAAACAAAAAAGACGGCACAACAAAUGCCAACAAUAACAACAACAGUAGCAACAACAAAGAUGAAGAAACUCUCCACCCCUCGCUGGCCCAGGCCGUCGUUGUUUUGGAGACCAAAACGCUGUGGGACAAAUUCCACGAGCAGGGCACCGAAAUGAUUGUCACCAAAUCGGGUCGUCGCAUGUUUCCCACGUUUCAGGUGCGAAUCGGUGGCCUUGAUCCGCAGGCCACCUAUAUCAUGAUGAUGGAUUUUGUGCCGGUCGAUGAUAAGCGCUACCGUUAUGCAUUUCACAAUUCCAGUUGGGUUGUUGCAGGAAAAGCCGAUCCCAUUUCACCGCCCCGCAUACAUGUACACCCCGAUUCGCCGGCACCUGGUACCAAUUGGAUGAAACAGAUCAUAUCCUUUGACAAAUUGAAAUUGACCAACAAUCAAUUGGAUGAGAAUGGACAUAUUAUUCUAAAUUCUAUGCAUCGUUAUCAGCCACGUUUCCAUAUCGUCUAUUUGCCGCCGAAAAACGCAUCCAUGGACGAAAGUGAACAUUCUAGUCAUUAUCGGACGUUUAUAUUCCCGGAGACAUCGUUUACCGCCGUGACGGCCUAUCAAAAUCAGCGAGUAACGCAAUUGAAAAUUGUCAGCAAUCCAUUUGCCAAGGGCUUCAGAGAUGAUGGCACAAGUGACGCACCACCAAACGGAGGAGGCAUGGCAAUGAAUCAAAUGAGCCAUGAAAGUCAUGCCAGAAUGAAGCAGCAUCAUGCCCAACAGCAGCAACAACAUCAGCAGCAGCAUCACCACCACCAACAACAACAAGCACUAAAGGGUCACUCAAAAGAAUUAGCCGCCAACAACAACAACACAACCACUGCAGCCGAUCUAGACAAUCCAAAUCACAGCGGCAUGAUUACAACCCCAACCGCCAGUCAUCAUCAUCAUCACCACCAUCAGGCCACCAUGAACACGGCACCCUCUACCCCCUCCACAACUGGCACUUCGCCUGAUCUCAUCAACUAUCAGACAAAUGGUCACAGUGGCCUUCUCAACACGAAUUGCAUUUCGCCCAAAACCGAUCAUUCGCAUCACAGUAGUGGUGGUUCUCCAUAUGGUCACAGCGCCCUUAGCCAGAAUGUCGCCAGCGCAGCAACAGCGGGACUUACGUCAUCAUUGUCCAAUUCCUCCACGGGCCUAAUGUCGUCAUCGCCACAUCAUGCCCAUCAUCAUCCCGGUCAUACCCAUCUCAAUUUGAAUCUUAAUUCUCAGGUUAUACCACAUACCACUUCGCCACAGCAUCAUCAACAGCAUCACAUGGGAACGGCGAACAUCUACUCCACCCUGAGUCAACCCUAUGGCUCGGACAACUCCAACUAUGGGCCCAUCUAUCACAAUCCCCACUAUCAUGGUCACAGUUAUGGCAACCCCUAUGAGAAAAUCAAGGUCACAGGCCACAUGCGCCAGGCUCAUGGUCAUGCUGGGGCGAACAGUAACUCUCCCACCGGCUUGGGUACGGGCAACAGUGUCUCGCCCUCCGGCAAUUCCUAUGGCAUGAGUAGUUAUCAGAGUUUUUAUGGUUCGGCGGCAGCACAUCAAAUGAUGCGACCUGGGGGUUACAUUGAUUUGGUGCCAAGAUAAGGAGGGAAGAGUGAAGAAAAAAUUCAGAUUAUAUAGUAUUAAAGGAAGAACCAUGAGGAGGAUGAAGAACGGAAACAGCGACCACCAAAGAAUACCAAAGAAGAAAAAAAAGUAUUAAAACAUAUCAAACACUACGUUUACAUAACCUUACAUUUUUAUCUCUAAACCAAAGAAACAAAACCAAACAACAACAACAACAACUACACCAAACAAACAAGCUCUCUCAUUUAGUCAAUUUUUAAUUAUUUUAAAAUAAAUAUUUUCCUAUUUUUAUUUUUUUAUUAAUAAACUUGUAAAUAAUAUUUUUUAAUUUUUAACUA
Musca domestica (house fly) is the source of this 3324-nucleotide messenger RNA. RefSeq names its product T-box transcription factor TBX1 (gene org-1). The transcript is spliced from 6 exons. Bases 974 to 3004 code for a protein of 676 amino acids. Gene Ontology annotation, cellular component: nucleus. Gene Ontology annotation, molecular function: RNA polymerase II cis-regulatory region sequence-specific DNA binding; DNA-binding transcription factor activity, RNA polymerase II-specific. The record is from RefSeq and is a predicted model, not a curated record. Lineage: Eukaryota; Metazoa; Arthropoda; Insecta; Diptera; Muscidae. Gene Ontology annotation, biological process: cell fate specification; regulation of transcription by RNA polymerase II; positive regulation of DNA-templated transcription.